This is a messenger RNA of Lecanosticta acicola, 942 nucleotides long. The record is from the annotation of a GenBank genome assembly. Lineage: Eukaryota; Fungi; Ascomycota; Dothideomycetes; Mycosphaerellales; Mycosphaerellaceae.
AUGGCAGGCGUCACGGCUUGGGACCGUCUCAUCCGAUACGUCUCGGCGAAGGAUGGCAAAAUACAUUGGGGAGAGCCCAUCGUCUCCGAAGCGAAGCCCGAUAUCGACGCUCUUGCCCAGGGUGGAAGUUUGAAGGUGAAGGUCUUGGAUGGAGCCAGCUUUGUUGAGGCAAAGCAGACCGGUGAGGAGGAUCAGGUGAAGCAGCUUCUAGGUCCUCUCACCCCGAAGGAUGUCCCGAUGGUUCGCUGUAUCGGCCUCAACUAUAAGACACACAGUAAGCCAUUCCUUUCAAAUCUACAUUCGCCACAACAGACUGAUUGAGAGGUAAUAGUUCUCGAGACGGGUUUCGACCUCCCAGCAAACCCCACCCUCUUCAUCAAGUCCAAUCGAACCAUCGCCGACACCCGCUCUCCUGUUCCAAUCCCCAAGCUCGGCCAGCCAAUGCUCGACUACGAAGGCGAACUCACCAUCGUCAUCGGCAGAGACGCCAAAAACGUCUCGGAAGCAGAUGCCCUCGACUACAUAGCAGGCUAUGUCUCCGGGAACGACGUUUCCUGCCGCGACUGGCAAAUGGAAAAGGACAAAGCCGGAAUGAUGCCCCAAUGGUGCUUUUCCAAAUCCUUUGAUAAGUAUGCCCCGCUUGGACCCGCGAUUGUGAGCUCCAAGGUACUGGGGGAUGCGAAGGGGCUUCGGCUGAGGACUUUUGUGAAUGGAGAGGAGAGGCAGAAUUCUGACACUUCUGAUCUGUGCUUUGGGGUGAGGCAGUUGGUUAGCUUUCUGAGUCAGGGACAGACAUUGGAGGCGGGAUCUUUGAUCAUGACCGGCACUCCCGGCGGCGUGGGAAUCGGAAUGAAGCCGCAGAAGUUUUUGAAGGAUGGAGAUGAGGUUGCGGUUGACAUUGAAGGGAUUGGCAAGGUUGUCAAUGUCAUGAAGUUUGAGUAG